Molecule: messenger RNA, 10836 nt
Organism: Ruditapes philippinarum (Manila clam)
Lineage: Eukaryota; Metazoa; Mollusca; Bivalvia; Venerida; Veneridae
Product: mitogen-activated protein kinase kinase kinase 10-like
Exons: 8
Biological process (GO): protein phosphorylation
Molecular function (GO): ATP binding; JUN kinase kinase kinase activity; protein binding
Source: RefSeq, a predicted model, not a curated record
UCAAGGUCAAAGUACACCAAUAUGGCGGCUACUAAAUUUUUGUGACAGAAACAAAGGUGUAAAAGAUGGGAACGCAAGUGAAAAAUGUCGCUUUCCGAGAGUAUUUUGUGUUUCGAUGUCUAAAGCAAAAUGUCAAUAACCUUGUAAAGUUAAUGAAUGAUAAGAAAAACUUUUGAUUUUACUGUUAUUUUUAGAAAAAUUAUCGCGUUACAGUGCAAAUCAACUGUCAAGAGUCAUGUAGCCCAAAAUUAGAAUAUUUGAAAGGAUUUAGUUUGAUUAUGUCAGCACAGCUUUGUUAUUGAUUUAUUUCUUAUGUUACUUUAUCUGUUUGUUGUUGAUUUAGUGACGGCCAGUGUGUUCAAAUGCCGUGUGCAUUACGGUCUGACAUGUCCGUGGCAUCAAAUUCAAUAGCUUAUGCCAGGCCAUCAGUUGUGCAAAAUGUCAAUGGUGGUCCGAUAUUUACUUCAAUUUUUGAUUAUGAAGCAACUCGAGAUGAUGAGUUGACACUUAGACGUGGUGUUGAGGUGGAAGUACUUUCCACUGAUGCCAAAAUAUCUGGAGAUCAUGGAUGGUGGACGGGAAAAGUUGGAGAUAAAGUGGGAAUAUUUCCGAGCAAUUUUGUGUCAAAAGAGGCGGAUGUUAUUAAGAAAAUACCUCUGCACAUUGAUUUCAGGGAAUUAAAAUUAAAUGAUGUGAUAGGUGUAGGAGGGUUUGGUAAAGUUUUUCACGCAACUUGGAGGGGUGAGGUUGUGGCUGUUAAAAUUGCACACCAUGAUCCAGAUGAACCUGACGCCACCUUUGCUAAUGUGAGCCAAGAAGCAAAGCUAUUUUGGCUUUUAAACCAUCCAAAUAUUGUGUCUUUAAGAGGAGUAUGUCUUCAGGAACCAGAUCUUUGUCUUGUGAUGGAAUAUGCUGCAGGAGGUUCUUUAAAUAGAGUGUUAAAUGGACGCCAAAUUCCGCCGGAUAUUUUAGUGGACUGGGCCAUGCAGAUAGCAACAGGGAUGUAUUAUCUGCAUGAGGAAGCCCCAAUUCCAUUAAUUCACAGAGACUUAAAGUCUAAUAAUAUUUUGGUACGAGAAGCAAUUCUUAACAACGAUCUGCAUAAUAAAACAAUGAAGAUCACAGAUUUCGGGUUGGCACGGGAAAUGUACCGGACCACCAGAAUGAGUGCAGCCGGUACCUACGCGUGGAUGGCACCGGAAGUCAUAAAAAACAACACUUUCUCACGACACAGUGAUGUCUGGAGUUAUGGUGUUGUGUUAUGGGAGUUGUUGACAGGAGAAACACCAUACAAGGGUAUAGAUGCUCUAGGUGUGGCAUAUGGUGUUGCUGUAAACAAGCUUACGCUACCCAUCCCCUCCACUUGUCCCGAACUCUUCUCUAAAAUUAUGUCCGAUUGUUGGCACCAGGAGCCCCAUUUUCGCCCCACAUUUAAUGAUAUAAUACGGUCCCUGGAGGAAGUGAAGUCAUCAUCGUUCAUGACUACACCACAAGACUCUUUCCAUUCCCUGCAGGAAGACUGGAGAUUAGAAAUCGAGGAAAUGUUUGACGAGCUUCGCAUUCGAGAAAAGGAUUUAACGUAGCGGGAGGAGGAGCUUAAAAAACCCCACGGGUUUACGGGCAAAAAAACCCAAGGAAAAAAUUCCCUACGGAGGGAGAACAAAAAAUUUCGGGGGAAAGGAGAAUUAAAAUUUUUUAAAAACGUGAAUUUAAAAUAUUUUUGAUUCUUCAAACAGAUCAUGCACAAACCAAUGCCAAAUAAACGGCGGGGAAAAUUUAAGAAGAGUCGACUUCAAAAAGUGUUGAAGUCUGGGAGUAAAUCUAUUAGUGAACCUUCUGAUUUUCGACACAAUAUAACAGUACAGAAGGAAGAGACUUCCCCUUAUCAUGACAGAGUGUUGAGUCCUGAGAGUCCCCAGCCCCAGUCACCCAAUCACCCACCCAGACUUCGUGCAAUAGCUUACCCAGCCGAUGCCAUAAAGGGUAAAACAUGGGGACCAAGUUCGGUACAGAAGGACCGACGACAACGUACAUCUGUGAUACUUUCUGAUGGGCGGUGGUCACAAAGUGCGCCCAGUUUGGAGAAAAACCUCCGCCAUCUUGGUGGAGGACAUUCCAAUAUUAGUGCUCUGCAGGAAAUGUAUGGUGACGAGGAAUCAUGGCCGUCAGAUCUCAGUGAAACACAACGCAGACACAUUCCAGGCCUAUCAAAGACGUUACCAGCAGAUACGGGUAGUCUACGACGCUCUUUGUCAUCCAGUAAAAUAGGCUCUGCUCUUUACAACAUGGCCUCCAUUUUUGCAGGCGUUGGAGCCGGUUUUGACAUUAAGCUCUCGAAUUCGAUAGGAAUGCAUCCGAAUGUGACAGGUGCUAUUGAUUCACAGACAACAAAUCCGGAAUCAUUUAUUCUGAACAGGAGGGACGCGCAUAAUUCAGCAGUGCGCGAUAUGUUUAUCGAGCCUGAAAUUGAUUACAAUUUUUACUCGGCCACAGGCUCGGGGAGUAACACCUAUCAUGGACGCCAAACGAAAUAUAGGCCGAGUAUACAAGAUAUUCCUUUGAAAUUCACUGAUAGAACUUCUUUAAAUAGAUCGCCAGUUGUCCUUGAAGAGGACGAUAAUACCUCAACAGUGAAGUCAACAGCCACUCUUAUUCCACGAGCCUCUCCACAUCAUAGACUUUCAAUGACCGAGAGUGACGAUGGUACGAUAACCAAUAUGUCUCAGGAUGGGCUGUUGUCUUCACAUUAUGGACUUACUCGACAGUUAUCCGAAAGUAGUUAUAGUUCUGACGCUUCUCGGACAACUGUCCGUUCAAAUCGGCAUUCAGUGACUUUUGAAGAUGAGUUUAAUGUAACAAAUCGUGACGAAAGAUUUAAAUCACCAUCGGAUACCUCAGAAAAUUCCAGUCCUUACCAUGAAACGCCUGUUGCUCCACCUCGUAGAUCUAAACUCAUUAACGGUGGACCAAAAGUUGCGGAGAAGCCAAAAAAUGUGGAGAGGCCAAAAACAUUAGACUUAGCUAAUGCUAAACCAGGUAUUCUCAAAUCCAGCUCAACUCAUUCCUCGUUACGAGAAUCCGAUUCUCGAGAGUCGCCGAGAACAACUUGGGUGACGCCCUCGGAAUCGGCUGACCACACUCCAUACUGGUCAACGCGGUCGGGAAUGUCGCCCGGCAACACACCUCCACAUAUUCUGCACCAGAAAACUCUCCUUGAUAUUGACAUGGAGGGACAAAAUUUGGAUCCUACACAACCCCUCCUAAUUCCAAAGUCUCAGUCAAAUCGACAAACUAUACAAGACUUAGAUACAGAAUUUAGUCAAAGAUUGUGAUAGAAAAUCAGUUUUAUUUGUAUUCCCAAUGAAAUAUUUAUCUUAACUACACAAAGCAAUAUGUUACAAGACGGUUAUUAUUUUAGAAGAAAUCUUUUAUCGUAGUUGUAAAUGUGACACAAGUUUUUAUUACUUAUUACAAAGAUUGUAACUGUGAUUUUAAAGUAUGUUUUGGAACUUGAUUCGUAGUCCUUUACUUAAACUGAAGUAUUUUCUUUUUAAAAAUAAAAUAAUGUUAGAUAACAGCCUUGAAUUCAAGAUAGAUUUUCAUAUAUAGUUAACAUAGUGGGAAAUAAGUAGAAUCAAACAAAACUGAGAUUUUACUCAUCCCAAUUCAGGGCACUUAUUUGGCAAACUAGAAUCUGUUCCAUUUACUUUAACCACAUAUUCCAUUGUAACGGUUAAAUUGAUAAAUGAUUUUUUGAAUGGUUAAAAAAAAUUAAUAUAUAUAAUUAUAUGAAAAAAUAUUUUAGAAAUUAGAUAUUACAACAUUUCUCUUUACGUGAUUUUUUAAAAUUUAACUCUAUUAUUAAAAGUAAGUAGUAAAUAUUGUGCUUUAGAUGAGUUAAAAUUUCACAGCUUUAUUUAACAUGAAAAGACUUUUUAGAACUUGAAAUUCAGGCAAAAGAAAUACAAGUCACAUGUUUAAAAAAAACAAAAACAGUAAAAUUUAUGGGAAGGUAUAUGAAAAUAUACUAAGAGAGUGGUAAACGUCAACUAUUGUAUUCUCUUAAAAGCAUCACAUUCCAAAAAACCAUAUUAUUAUCCAAUCAAAAGUGUGUAAAAUGAUACAUUAUACUUGUAUCAAAGCCUGGAAGACUUCACCAAAACGGUUUUAAAGUUUUAUGCCAUACAUACAUAUGAGUGCCAAAUGUUAAUUGAUAAGUUUUCAUAAUAUAUAAGUUAUUGGAAGAAUUGGCCAGCACCAGUUAUGAGUAUUUUAUGGUGUUAUUUUAUGAUACGGAAAAAAAAUAACUUUUGAACUUACAAGACAGUAUCUUGAAAAUAAUGUAAGUGUAUGGUUUAUUAAUCAUUCAUUGACCUAUUGAUAAAAAUUUGGGUUUUAAAUCCUACAUAUUAGGAAAGAUAAACAUAUUCAUAUUAACAAUUUCGCCUUCAUUUUUAUUUUGCAAAUAUUUAGUGGUUGCUGGCCUAGUCUUUAAGAAGAAAAAAAAGUGCAUAUUAUAAAUGAUAAACAUAAUUUUUGCUUGCAAGGUUGUCUUCCACUAAAUUUUAAGUGUUGUUUGUUUGGAAAUCUUGAUAUUAUUGACUUUGUGACGACAGUAUGAAUUAUGUCACACGACAGGGUUUUUUUUUUUCGUGUUUUUUUUUUAUCGUUAUUGUAAGAAUAAUUCCAGAUGUGUUUCUGCCGAUUAUAUAUAUUUAGAAUCCGUAAACUGGAGAAUUAUUUUUUAUUUCUUUUCGAAGCCAUUUGAGAGAUUUAUGUCAUAUUGGACAUUAUUUUAUAUAGGCCAGUGGUUUAAUGUAAGCUUGUAGAUAUCGUGAAGAUCCGUAGUGGCAGCCUGCCUUCCAUUUUUUGAUAUGAAAAUCAAUUUUGCUGUAUUAUUUGGCUAAAAAUAACAACAUUUUCUCUUUAUUUCUGGCUGUGUACUGCUUCAUUAUAUUGUCUCACUCUUGAAAUCAGCAAUACAAUGUUUUAAGGCUUUUCAUUUUUAAUAUAGGAACAUUUUUUGAUGAUUUUCACACACACAAAAACUUAGAAUCUAUUUAUAGGAAAAAAAAACAACAGAUUGGUUUCUCUGUUUGGUUAAUUUAGUGGUUUCAAACCUCAAAUCUGUUUCCUACAGUAAGGUAACUGCCAUUUUUUUUGUUCAAGUGACAUUUUUUUCUCCCUCGAAAUUUAGCUCUCAAAACACUUUUUUUCAGCGAAUAGUUUUACAUGUAUUUAUUAGUGUAAAGUUUCAAGAGGUUACAUAUUACACAGCAUUCCUUUAUUGAAUUAUUUAUAUAAAGACAAAAAAAGCAAAUAGUUAUCCAUUUCAAGAGCUAAGUGCAAAAAGGUCAGAUCCAAAAGAAUAAAACCAAUGCUGCAACCCAUUAGGUUAAAUCUCUUGAUUUCCCCAGUAGUAUGAAUUUUUGUUUUCCGACCCCCAACAGUUGAAUAUGUGAAAAGAUGUAUAUAAAUAUUCAUAUUAUAAAUUAUUAUUAUUUUUCAAAGUAUCUCAUUAUGAUUUCAGUUCCAGUCAUAUCAAAUAUUCUAUCGUAAUAACAAAGAUUGUAAUACAUGUGUUUGUUUGUUGUUUUUCUUUUUUUAUUUUUAACCAUAACUAUUUGUUUAAAAAUGCUUAUUUAUAUAUAUGAUAGCAAAUUCCUAUUAAUUCUUGUACAGCUUUUUAUAUAUAUAUAUAUAUUUCAUGUACUCUAUUUUUAUGAAGAAAAAAACCCCAACUUAAUUUUAAUAAUAAAUUGUAUAUUGUACACUAAACCCUGCUUUGUAAAAUUGUGUAUGAGAACAACAACAACAACAACUUGAAGUUGAUAUAUGUAGGAAAUGCUCUCUUUUUACAUUACAAUAAGGCCUUGUUUUCAAAGAAAAAAAUAUCCAUUACCCUCUUAAAGAUGCUACGCCAGAGUUUAGAAGCCGUAAGAAUAACAGUUUUUAAUUAUUUCAUAGAUAAUCUCGGGAAACUUAAAAAACAGAAAAAUAUGUUAAAGAUAAUUAAGUAAUAAAUUGAAAAUUGAUAUAUUUUUAUGAGAUUCUUAGGCACAUUAGAGUUAAAAGCAUUUAAUCUCUUUUUAUUAUUUUUUGGGGUCAUUUUGCUUAAUGAAAAAGAAUAUUAUGAAUAAAAUGGAGUAAGUGAAUGAUCUGAAAUGUCUUGACCUUUAACCCACAAAACCAGCUUUUGAAUUUAAGUUUUUCAUUAGAUAAUUAUCUUAACUUACCUCAGCCCAACUUAGCUGAAAUUCUAAUGGCUUUACUUUAGGUGAGCAUGAAUACUAAAGAAUUCCAAUAAGAUAAGAUAUUGUUUAUUAUUGUGACAUGUAUUUGAGUACAUUACAAUAACAUAACAUAUAAGGACAAAAAAAAAUUGUCAUCAGUACAAUCAAAUGAAGCCAAUAUUUAAAAAGAAGAAACGAGCAGCCUUAGUGUGAAAUAUUGAUGUUAUUUAAUAUAAGGUCAUCCUAGGCUUCUAUCUUUGUUAUUAUUUUUUUUCCCUCAACUAUAUUAUCUUGAACCCGUUUCUAAAAGUCAUUAAGUAUGCAUACAUUUCAAUAGCUGGUUCCUAGCCCUGUGAUUUAUCUUAACCAAAUAUCCAUGUUUAUAAAAUCUUGUGAAUAUAUAUGCACUUUGUACAAUACACACUCUCACACACACAUUCAUGUUAUUUACAAACCAUGUUUAAUGCUACACCAAUUAAUUUCAUGUUCUGUUGUGUUUUUUCCCUCCCUUUAUCUAUCUCAAGUCUGGUUGGUUUUUUUUGUUGUCGUCUGUUCACACUGCUGAAUCUCUAUUGUCAAAACUGAUGGGCGUAAACAAACUUGCCAUAAUCCUUUUUGUUUAGGGUCUUUGGAUGUGCAACCAUUGCUUAAAUUUGUCUGUUAAACCCUAAGACACAGGUAUAUUUGUAUAACGAACUUCUCUAGCUUUUGAGUUUGGAUUGAACCAUUGCUAAUGUUACAUUUUAUAUCAAAAUGUUAAAACUAAGCAGUAAUUUACACGGGUCAAUUUUGGUCAGACAGCACAAAGGUGUGCCUAUACUAGUGAUAUACAUGUAGGUCUGUCUUAAUGGCUGUUAGAAUUCUUGUUACCCUUAACCUGCUGAAUGGACUUAUCCAUAAUUGAACAUGAAACAGUCCAUUCAAAGUUUUAAGGGAUUUCAGGAUUAAAAUACAAAAAAAUUAAGAUGCAAAAAGUACAAAGCCUUUUCUGACUGCAUGGAUAUACAGGCUAGCUUGGGUUUAUAAUGUUAACAAAGGCUAAUCACUUUUGGUUCCAGUAGAUUAAAGGUUAGGUUCAAUUUGUGCACUGUGCCAAGCUGUUAAGUUGAGGAAGAAGUCCAUUUUCCAAUUUAAAGAAUGUCAGGAUUAAGAGAGAAUAGUCUAUAUUUUGAAUGUAUAAAGUUACUUUCGAUUACAGAGAUAGUGUUGAUAAGCCUUUCUUGGUGUAAUACCCUUAUUGUAGACUCAAUUAACUUCAUAUUUCACAUUUAACAAUUGAAAAAUGAAAUUCUGCAUAAUGACUGUGAUCUUGAACAUAAACUCAGAUUUGACGUAAUUUCAUGUGUGUCAGUUUCUGAUUUCUUAUACAUUUGUAUUUAUUGAAAUCGGACUUGAAUUACUAUGUCAAGAUGACUUAAAACUUUCAGUAUAAUGGCAAAUACAAUAUAGUCAAGUUUUGAAAAUCAUAGGAAUUUUUUUUCAAAGGUAUUAAUUGACUGCUUAAAUUGCAUUUUUUUCUAUCCUUCGGAAAAUGGCACUUUCACAAAAUUUUUGUUAAAUUUACUAUCAAUAUCUAUACUAAAUCAAAAUGUUCAAUUCAAAGAAGCAUAUUGUGACAGUAUUUAAUGAAAUAAAGCAUAAAUGGCCUUGUUAUGUUUUCUGUAUUAUUUGUUAACAUGAUACUGCCUAUUUUGUAGGUUCUUUUUAAAUGGUGAAUUUAUGAAAAUUCCUUCAUUUUCAUGUUUUUAUCAAAUUCACCUUGAAGUAAUGGAUCAAUUUAUACAGGGUUUAAGACGACACUUUUGUAAUUUUUUCUUUGAAAAUUCCAAGUUUAGACUCUGCAACAUUGUUUUUAUAUUAAAAUGAAAUGUAUAUGCUCGAUUUAAGUAUGACCUUGUUUUGACACUGUUUCAGUGUUAUAACAUAAUUAAGACACUGUCACAUUGUUCUGAUACUGUUGUGUCGUUUUGACACUGGUGAAUUGUUACAGGACUGUUACAUUGUCAUAAUGCCCCAACAAUGCUAUGACACAGUUUCAUAAUUAUGACACUGUCACAUUGUUUUCUGACACUGUUAUGACAGUGCUGCAAUUUUAUAACAUUAUUGCCAUUGUUUUUACACUGUUACUGCUGUAAGACACUGUUGCAUUGUUAUGACACUGUUAUGGCAUUAUGGCACUGGUUGCAUUGUUAUGACACUGUUACAGCAUUAUGACACAGUUAUAUUGUUUUGAUACUGUUACACUGUUAUGGUAUUUUGACACUGUUGCAUUGUUAUGACAUUGUUACACUGUUGCACUGUUAUGACACUGUUACAUUGUGUAGGACACUGUUGCAUUGUUGACAUUGUUAUGGCAUUAUGACACUGAUGUUAUGUUAUGACAUUGCAACAACUAUAUGACACUGGAUGCAUUGAAACUCUAUCAUAGAAUUGACUAUAUUACUGUAGACACAGCUGGGUUGAGUUUAUUUGUAUUGAUCUUAGGGUAAAUUAUAGAUGAAAUAUGUGCAAUCCUCUGGAAGAAGUAUGACUCCCUGAUUUAACAGUCUUAUGUGUAUGAUUUUAUAGCCUGCUAACGUGAUAUAUUUGUACUCUUUCUCUUUGUAGCUUCAAUAUUAUAUAUAUAUAUAUUUGUUAGUUGUUACAUUAUUCUAUAAGUAUAUAUAUUCUACACAAUUAUUGUGCAUUUUUGUGAUGUGAACUGUAUACUCUCCUCUGUGUAACCCCCACCCACUUUUUCUUACGAAAAUAAAUCCAGAUUUUUUUAUUUACAAGGGCGUGUCCCUUGUCUGGGUCUGGGAAUAAAGUAUAAGGUAAAUUAAAUGAACUAAGAAAUGGGAGUUUUAGAUGUACAUGAAAAAUAUUCAUAUUACUUACAAUAUUGAUUUUUUUCCAACUUUUUAUAAUACAUAAUUUUGAGCAUAUGGUCUUUUUUGGGGGGUUCAGUGAUUUAAUAAGAAAUUCAGCAAGUCUGGAACUUUAGAGAUUAUAGGUUUCCUGAAAGUAAAAUCUAUUUAUAACUUUCACUCCAAAAAAUGUUUCUUUAUUUUCAGACAAGUUUUAUUAUACUCAUUUCUAACUUAUUUUUAAAUGUUACUAUGUCUACAUAGUAUGUUACAGAAAUUUCUUUUCCGCAUGGACCAAAAUUUUUUUUUCUGCUGUGGGUUACAGGGAGGAGAAAUACAAUAUUCUGUGGACAGUGUAUGUUAAGUGUUAUGUUAUGUUGUCAUUCAUAUUAAUGAAGGUUAAAUGUGGCCAAAUAUUCCUGCAACGACUUGCUAUUUGAUGCCUUUUGUAACGUCAUGUGUUCAAAAUUAAUCUGCGUGUCAAAACCAUGUUCUUAUUGAGAAAAUUUCAUGUGAAAUUAUCAAUAUUAAGAAAAAUUAUUUAAAUUUGUUUGAUUUCUGCACUGUCAGUAUAAAGGAAUGAUGAAUGAUAUUUUAACUGAAUCUUAAAUUGCCUAGUUAAGAACAUUUGUAUACAGGAAACAAAAAUGGACUUUUAAAAAAGACUCAAAAGUAUUUUAUAUGAAUGAGUGUACACAAAAAAAUACUUGUAAAUUUUAUUCCCUUUUCUAAAAUUUCAAAAUUUAGGCAUUUAUAGACCUGAAAGCGUAACUAGGCAAUUUUAGAUCGUUUAAAAAAGUAAUCACUAACCUUGUAUUGAACAUCAGUCUUAUAAGCAGUUUAGGGUAUCUUACCAAAGUCCAGCAUUAAAUGUCAUUUAAUACACAGCACAAAGCUUUACUGUCAAGUGCACAAUGUUCCAUAUUUAAAACUUGGAUUCGUCACAAAUUAACAGCAGUUUGAAAAAAAAUAAUCUGAUUUAUUUUUGCACAAGGUUUUUAGUCUCUGCUAACUGCUUAAUAUUUACAACCUUAUUCUGUUAUAUGCCUUUUCUAGAUUAUUAUGUAACAUUCAUAUAAUAUAUUACCAUUUAAACUUGGUAAGAUACCCUAAUAUGUAUAGCUGGUGACUGUACAAUUCAGAUAUCCUAUAUCCUAUAUAUAUAUAUAUAAGAAAUCAUUGAAAUUGUAGAAAUCAUUGAAAUUUUUCUAUCAAGAUUGGUAUAUUAAUUUUUUCUAUAUGUACUGGUACUCAUUUAUCUUUUCUUUUUUCUGAUAUAUAUGAUUUUCCUGUCUAUGUACUGGUAUAUGUUGAAAAUGUUAAUAUAUGUAUUGGUAUAUAUCAAGUUUUUUUCUUUUCAAUAAGUAAUGGUAUAUAUAUUGAAAAUAUUCAAUUUGCAUUGGUAUAUAUUGAUUUUGUCUAUAUGCACUGGUAUGCAUUGAAAAUGUUCAAAGUGCAUUGGUAUAUAUGGAUUUUAUCUAUGUGUACUGGUAUAUAUUGAAAAUAUUCAAUGUGCAUUGGUAUAUAUGGAUUUUAUCUGUGUGUACUGGUAUAUAUUGAAAAUAUUCAAUGUGCAUUGGUAUAUAUGGAUUUUAUCUAUGUGUACUGGUAUUUUUUGAAAAUGUUCAAUUUGCAUUGGUAUAUAUACAGUUAUUUCUGCAUACUGGUACUGAUUUAAUAUGACAAUUUAUUCUUAGAUCUGUUCACAAACACUAUGAACAAAACAACUGGCUGAUCAAAUAAAAAGUCAACAAAGA